AUGGACAUGGAGCAGGAGCACACUCCUACUGGCAGUACUACGAGAGGGAGAAGGCCCUUUGUGCGGGAACUUAUCUGGAUGGUGGUUUUCAUCUUUGUUAUCUGCAUGGCCAUCAUCAGCAUAGCUUGGCUUGUCAUGAACCCUCAUGACCCUAGUUUUCGGGUGAUGUCACUUUCCGUUACCAACUUCACUGCCUCUGGUUCGCAGCUUAGAGGCAAGUACGAGGUGGAACUAAACAUAGGAAACCAAAACAAGAAAGUCCAAGUGAUUCUCGACCGUUUUGAGGUGUUUGUGUUUUAUUGUGAGGUCAUGCUCUCGGUGGAUGCAGUGCAACAACCGAUAUAUAUAGAGAAAAUGACCAACAAGAGUGUGAAGGUUGAGUUGGGUGUGGUUAGGAAAUCAUCCAAGGUGGUGGUGCCUGAGGGACUAGUUAAGGAAUGGAAUAAAGGGGUGGUGAAUUUUAACUUGAAGAUGGGGUUUAGAGUCAGAUUUGAAGCUGGUAUCUGGCCAAGCAGGGAAAAGUUAUUGAAUGCUUCAUGUGUGGACCUUUAUGUGGAGUUCUCCUCUCCAAAAGACACCGGCAAGCUUUUGGGUAUAGGGAAGGACUGCCACAUAGUUACCAAGAUCACAGCACCCACAUAA
Messenger RNA from Gastrolobium bilobum, 642 nucleotides. Its product is annotated as NDR1/HIN1-like protein 1. Gene Ontology annotation, biological process: defense response to other organism. The transcript has a single exon. NCBI's taxonomy places the organism in Eukaryota, Viridiplantae, Streptophyta, Magnoliopsida, Fabales, Fabaceae. Bases 1 to 642 code for a protein of 213 amino acids. The record is from RefSeq and is a predicted model, not a curated record.